Molecule: messenger RNA, 278 nt
Organism: Dentiscutata erythropus
Lineage: Eukaryota; Fungi; Glomeromycota; Glomeromycetes; Diversisporales; Gigasporaceae
Source: the annotation of a GenBank genome assembly
AUGAGUAUUAAGGAUAUUUUAUCUAAUGAUGAUUCAAAUGAAAAGUAUGAUUCUGAAUCAGCAACAACAGAAAGUAAUAAAAGUUCUGAAACCCAAACACUAUAUACAAUAAAUCCAGAGAUUUUAACUAGAUUAUACACAAACCAAUCUAAAGAAUUCAUAGUUAAUACAAUGAAGCCAAAAGCAAAACAGGCUAGAAAAUCUCUAAGGUUGAUUAUUUCAAAUUUAAAACAAUCACAAAGAAUGUCACAGGCAAUAUCUCUGGGAAUUCCUAAAAU